AUGGAUACACCCAGGCCAAAGCCAUUGUCUUUCCAAAAUACGGCGAGCCCAAAGAUGUUCUCAAGUCUGUCUUUACCUCCCCGGGCGUCAUCCGGGAUUGUUUGGAACGAGUGUUGUACUGACUUGCCUGGUCUAACUAGUCUACACGCAUACUCCAUAUCUCCCCCCAGUGACACUCAAUGCACCCUCCGACUACUGGCCGCCCCGCUCAAUCCAGCGGACUUUAAUCAGAUACAAGGCGUCUAUCCGACAAAGCCCACUUUCACUACUUCGUUAGGCACAAUCGAGCCUCAUGCCGUGGCUGGCAACGAGGCAGCUUUCGAAGUCAUAUCCACCGGCUCCGGCGUGAAGUCUCUUCGCAAGGGCGACUGGGUCGUCAUGAAACAUUCUGGUAUGGGCACAUGGCGGACACAUGCUCAGUGGGAAGAGUCGCAGUUGAUAAAGAUCAAUGAGCAGGACCGUGAAGGUCUAACCCCCAUCCAGGCCGGAACCGUGAGCGUAAAUCCUGUAACUGCAUACCGGAUGAUCAAGGAUUUUUGUGAAUGGGACUGGCUGCGUGGUGGGGAGGAGUGGUUGAUUCAGAACGGUGCAAACUCAGGUGUAGGGCGGGCGGCUAUCCAGAUCGCGAAACAGUGGAAUAUCAAGACUCUGAACAUCAUUAGAGAGCGCGAGACAGCGGAGGAGACGGAGAAACUUAAGAACGAGCUGCUCUCACUGGGUGCCACAGCCGUCAUAACAGAAGCAGACCUCCUAUCUCCGGCAAAGUUCAAAGAGAUUGUCCACCAACAGACACGAGGAGGCAGAGAGCCCAUUCGUCUGGCCCUUAACUGUGUUGGCGGCAAGAAUGCCUCUGCCAUGGCCAAAGCACUUGCUCCCAAUUCUCGACAUGUCACCUAUGGUGCCAUGGCGAAGAUGCCAACCUCACUGACUGCCGGGCUGAUGAUAUUCAACAACAUCUCCUUCCACGGCUUCUGGGUGUCGAGGUGGAGCGACCAGAACCCAGUCUUGAAGGAAGAGACUAUUCGUGAUAUCUUCCGUCUAACUCGGGACGGCAGGUUUAAAGACAUUCCCGUUCAGGAGGUGAAAUGGACAAGGGAUACGUCAAAGGACGAGCUCGUUGACAGCGUACAGGGGACGCUGGGAGGCUACAGGAGCGGCAAGGGAGUCUUUGUCUACAGCGGUGAGUAG
This is a messenger RNA of Trichophyton rubrum CBS 118892, 1188 nucleotides long. RefSeq lists its product as uncharacterized. Gene Ontology annotation, molecular function: trans-2-enoyl-CoA reductase (NADPH) activity. The transcript has a single exon. NCBI's taxonomy places the organism in Eukaryota, Fungi, Ascomycota, Eurotiomycetes, Onygenales, Arthrodermataceae. Gene Ontology annotation, cellular component: mitochondrion. The record is from RefSeq and is a predicted model, not a curated record. The coding region runs from base 1 to 1188 and encodes 395 amino acids. Gene Ontology annotation, biological process: fatty acid metabolic process.